Thunnus maccoyii (southern bluefin tuna) is the source of this 2305-nucleotide messenger RNA. RefSeq names its product dual specificity protein phosphatase 14. Gene Ontology annotation, biological process: protein dephosphorylation. The transcript has 3 exons. Gene Ontology annotation, molecular function: protein tyrosine/serine/threonine phosphatase activity. The record is from RefSeq and is a predicted model, not a curated record. Gene Ontology annotation, cellular component: cytoplasm. Bases 1252 to 1866 code for a protein of 204 amino acids. NCBI's taxonomy places the organism in Eukaryota, Metazoa, Chordata, Actinopteri, Scombriformes, Scombridae.
UUCACUGAUGAACCAGAGGAGGACUGUGACUCUGUUGAUGAAUAACAUACUUGACACACACACACACAAUAUCUUAAGUUUUUAUCACAAUCCUUAUUUCAUAAUGUUACAACUAUGGCAUCAAUUGUCACAUUUAACUUCUUGUGUUUGAGACUAAACCAUUUUCAGUUUGUGUUGCAGAGAUAACAGCUGCAUCAUUUAAUAGCAGACACACGUCGCUAGUUUGCAUCACAUUUUGAAUGCAUUGGUUUUAAAAAAGCUCCAAGCUACAGACAGAAAUGUCAAAAGUGUGACAACCAUCCUCGGUCUCCCCUAUUAAGUCAGUUUACAGUCAAACACAUGAGACAUAAAACUGAAUCACAGCGUUGAAACCAAGAUUUUACCAAAAUAUGUAAAAAUAACAGAAAAGUUUUAAUUGUUGGGCUGCGAUUUUUUCAUCAAUCAAUCUGCCAAUGAUUUUCUCGUUUAGUCAAUAAAAUGUCCGAAAAUAUACAAAAAUUGCCUUUUUAAUUUACCUGAGUCCGAGGUGUCGUCUUCAAAUUACUUGUUUAUUCUGACCAACGAUCCAAAACCCUCAAAAUAUUUAUUAACAUCUUAUAUGACAAAAAAGCAGCAACUCCUCACAUUUAUGGAGCUGAAACCAGAUGAUGGAAAAUUUACUGAAACCAACUAAUCAUUGCGCUACUGUUAUGGAAGCUCAUUACAUUAAUAAAAAUAUUAAUUUUAAGGCAACAUUAUAAGAUGCUACAUCAAAAAUGUGACUUUUUAUCCUGUAAUUUGAUUCAUAAAUAUCAAAUUUUGCUGCAUUAAAGAGAAAAUAUAUCUGUUAGGUUUUGUCUUGAUUAUUCCUGCUGAAGUCACAGAACCAAACACAAUCAAUUUAUCAUGAAUAAUCGUUCAUAAAGAGUUAAUAAAUGGUUUAUAACUCUCUAUAAUGUAGUUAUAAGCAGAUAUAAGUGUUUAUGAAUGUAUUCAUCAAUAGCUAUAACUCCUCCCAGGACAGUUGCUGCUGUAUAAACAGAUCAUUAAUAAUAUAAUAAAACACAACUGUAAUAAUAUAAAAUGUCUUCAUGACAAAUAGUGAACAUUUAUAAACAGAUAUAAGAACACUGAUGUCUUCAUAUCUGCUUAUAACUACAUUAUAGUGAGUUAUUAACUGUUUAUAUGCUGAUUAUUGAUGAUUAAUAGACAUUGAUCCUCCUAAAAACAUUCAGCAGGUUCAAAGAAAAUGUUAAAAUCAGGUUUAUUAAAAUGUUUUGGAAACAACAGAUUUUACCAGACGACUCAUCACCAGGUUUCUGCCCACCUGGAGGGGUCCUCCUGCAGCUCCUCAUGUCGGGGUCUCAGGUGUCUCAGGUGGGUCCUGGUCUCUUCCUGAGCGGUCUGGACUCGGCUCUGAACCUCAGCGUGUUGUCCAGCAGGAGCGUCUCUCUCAUCAUUAACUCCAGUGGGCUGGAGGACGUUUCCUACCCGCAGUUGGAUGGCCUGCAGGUCCUCCAUGUCCCCGUCCAGGACCGACCUCACGCCCCGCUGGGACGGUACUUCGACCUCGUGGCGGAGCGGAUCCACCAGAACCGGACGGGGACGACUCUGGUUCACUGCAGCGCCGGCAGGAGCCGGUCCCCGUCUCUGAUCAUGGCCUACCUGAUGAGGUUUGGGGGUCUCAGCCUGCGUCGGGCUCAUGAACAGGUUCUGGAGCAGCGGCCGUUCAUCCGACCGAACGCUGGUUUCUGGAGGCAGCUGAUGGACUACGAGAGGAAGCUGUUCGGCAGGAACUCGGUCCGGAUGGCGAUGACGUCCGGCGGAGUCCUGCCUGAAGCUCUGGAGGACACGAACACCACGGCGGCGUACUGCGUCAACAUCUGAACGACCACAAACUAAUCAGACAUUAAACACUCUCAUCGUUUUGUUUCUUCCCUCUGAGCUGCAGCGGAAACAGCUGAAUGUUUCCACACCUGCAAACUUCACUCACAAUGUGGCAGAAAAAGCAAAUUCUUUGCUUCUUGUUUGUCAGUAAGAGAUUUAGAUACUUCAGUGAUGUCGGGAUUAUUCUGUUUGACAGUUAAAGGUGUAAAACAACAAACUCAAGUCGGUGUUUUCUAUUUUUUAAUGAAAAGAAACGUCCAGAAACAUGUGGCUACCUGAUAAAAACUGUUUUUAAAAAACAUCCUUUUAACUCUGUUUUCUAAAUCCUCCAUCAGUUUGUCUGAAUGAUGUAUUUGUGCAACUGUUACACAAAUAUUUAAGUUUAAAAUGUUAAAUUCUGUAAAUAAGAUUAAACAGAUGCUGCUGUUCAAAGUCCAAA